UGAACGAUGUGAACGUGUGAAUCCAUCUAGCAAGUGAACAAGAUCGCUUUCUCUCAUACGUUUGCACGUUUACCUGUGAGUCUUUUAAAAGUUUGCCUCCAACAAAGAAAGAAAUGGAACGAAAAAAAAGCGCCGAGGUUAAACUGUGUUGCCAGCAGAAUGUAAGCGCGAAAGCACAACAAAAGUGAAAGUCACGUAAACCCUGUCCAACCAACCUCUCCUUUUGGCCGACUUGGUGUCUCCGAAUGCUAAGAAAAUGUGUUGUUUUCAUUCCACAAGCACUACAAACGGCGGAUCCGGCCCGUUUGAUUGACCUUCUGCGCGGCCUGUUUGUGUGAGCUUCGAUGUGAAGGAUUUUGGUGUUUACUGUUUUACACAGAACAACUGCAACCUAUGGACUGUGCUAUGACGAGCGGGUUCAACUACUAACCCUGCGCCGGGGCAGCGUCUCACCAGUGCCAGACGGAACGAUGAACGGGCUCGUGGAAAUUGUUGUAUUCGGUUCUGUGCUAGCUGCCGGAUUUUUCCCACCCGAGGUUAAUGGGGAGUUCCUGUACAACGCGGAACCUUCGCAACACGUGAUGCACAUACGGAAGCUGACGGACAGUGACAAGCUGAGGAUUGAACUCGAGCCGGUAUGGUUUCAUCUCGAGUCGUCCGAUCAAAGCCCAUCGCCGGCAGGUCAGCAAGUGAAACGACAGGCGACCGGCGAACUCGACAUCGUACGACCGAUGGAAAUCUAUCCCAGCGUUGAUGAGCUGAAGCGGCAGCAACGCAAACGCGCACGAGGAUCUCGCUCCGAACCAUCGAUGAAUGACAAUGCGGACACGUUUUUGCAACACUUUUGGCACGUGGAAACCGAUUCGAACGGAAUGUUGGAGCAGAACCGUUCGCCAAAACAGUUCAGCUCGCUGGAGCAGCAGUUAGACGAAGGUAAUCUGCCGAGCUGCUUCCGGAAGUACCUGCACGAGGUGUACGAUCGCAACAACCGAAGCGUGCGCAAGCUGAUGCGCUGUCUGGCGCAACAGUCGGAGGAGAGUUGCAAGGCGGCAAGACGUCCGCAGCGCUAUUUGGCGCCGCACUAUUCGAGCAGUGAGGAGAAGGACACGAACGAGGAGCAGGAACAGGAGGAGACGGCAGACGAAGACUACGCUCGCGAUAAGCCCUGUGCGAGGAAGGUGAUGCGGAGGCGGAAGUACGCCGAGCGGGCUGAUUCGUCGGAAGAAGAAAACGCGUCCAAGGAGCAGCUAAAGUUUGAGCAACUUUUUAUCCGCUCGGAUGGUGACUCUGGUGGGGCCAUUUUUGAGCCCAGAGAGGAGGAGGAGCGGGAAUCCUCUCGGGGUGAUGGUACGGUGGAAAGCAGUUCCUCCGAUGAGCCGAAGAGCGAUGGCGUGGAGGCCAAGCCCGGGGAGUCGAAUGAAUCGCGGGAACGGCUGUAUACGCGGGACGGUCGUUUGCGUCCCGUUGCGUACCGGCGAAUGCCGCAGAAGUAUAACACGCGAAGGCGGAAGUCGUCGGCCAGUUCGGAGGAAUCGAAGCAAGACUGUAGCGGGGAGGAGUGUGAUAGUGAUGGAUCGUGGGAGUAUUAUUGAGUUUAGUGAAACUGUUUGUUGAAUUAUUGUUAUAAACUGAUAUAGAAUAGGAAA
This is a messenger RNA of Anopheles coluzzii, 1646 nucleotides long. RefSeq lists its product as uncharacterized. The record is from RefSeq and is a predicted model, not a curated record. Bases 471 to 1592 code for a protein of 373 amino acids. Lineage: Eukaryota; Metazoa; Arthropoda; Insecta; Diptera; Culicidae. The transcript is spliced from 2 exons.